This is a messenger RNA of Caenorhabditis remanei, 2568 nucleotides long. RefSeq lists its product as uncharacterized. The transcript is spliced from 7 exons. Gene Ontology annotation, biological process: vacuole fusion, non-autophagic; intracellular protein transport; endosomal transport. Gene Ontology annotation, molecular function: actin binding. NCBI's taxonomy places the organism in Eukaryota, Metazoa, Nematoda, Chromadorea, Rhabditida, Rhabditidae. The record is from RefSeq and is a predicted model, not a curated record. The coding region runs from base 1 to 2568 and encodes 855 amino acids. Gene Ontology annotation, cellular component: endosome; lysosomal membrane; cytoplasm.
AUGAAGGAAUCCAGAACUUCGACACCUUCUAGUACAAAACCAAAGUUGGACGGGGAACUGUGUCUCCGUCCUAGCAGCUCGGUGUUUCUAGGAGAUCAACAGUUAUUUUUCACUCAAGAAUAUCUGAAGACUAGUUCAUUAAGCCUGAAGUUCGUUGUCCACUUUGCAGCAUGUCAGUUUUCUGGACCGAUAGCAGUCAUAUACUCUGCACGUCCUAACUGGUAUAUUUGGAUCAGAACUAUCAGUGGACGAAUUCUGAAAAGAGAUAUGCCAUGUACAGAUCCCGUUUUCAUCGAUUGGACACGUGCUCACUGUCUUCUUGUUCUUAGCAAAACAGGGAGAGCCCAAGUGCUCUCUUCACUCGGAGAGAAAAUUUCAGAAGUUCUUUUCGACUCUCAAAUGUCCGAUGUUCAUGAAUGUCGUACAUUCGCUACUUCAAGAGGUGAUAGCGGAAUCGCGGUGAUGGACGUUGACGGACAAGUUUCAGUUGUGAAUUCAGUUUCAGAACCAGUGAUUUGGAAUAUGAGACCUCCCUAUUCCGAACUUCCCACUGCAUGGGCAGCAUUCCAACCACAUUCCCAAUUGACUCAUAUCCUACUUAUCUUUGAAGCAGUUUUUUUGAUGGGAUGUCAAGGAGAAUCUCUUACUGUUCAAAAUCAUGCAUCCGUCUGGGUGGAUGCAAACACGAAAUAUGUGAAAUGUGUGGUAGAUGAUGCUCGCAGUAGAAUUGCCAUGAUGACAGAAAAUGGAAAGAUUCAAAUUGUUUCCAUUGAUCUUUCCACGUGUUUUUGCAUUGUCGAAGUCAAAGAUCACGAUAUCGGAAAGUGUAUCAAUUUCGGAUGGGUUGGAAACUCUGCAGUCUUCGUUCAAAUGUCUUCAUCUCUUACUGUAUUUGUGAAUGUUAGCGCCAGAAGGAAGCCUGGUGAUGAAGUUCAGAUCUAUGAAAAGAUGACAGCCAAUGCUCGUAUUAGUGUCGAACCCGAUGGCAUCCGAUUGUUCGAGAGUACACAAGUCGAGUUUGUGGAAGCUGCCAGUCGAGAAAAGAUUGCAGUUAUGAAUCGUAACCCGAAUGAAGACGGUGCUCAUUUGUACAAAGCUGCACAGGAAAUGAGUCAGGGAACUGGACACAACUCAUUCGCUGCAUCUACAGUAAUCCAAGAUAUGUAUAAAGCAAUAGAUGAUUGCGUUUCAACAGCAUGUGACACGUGGCAACCCGACGAACAAAAACUUCUUUUGAAAGCUGCUCGAUUUGGAAUGGCCUAUACGAAUACUACUCCAGAUACAACAAAAUUGAUGAGAGCAAUCAAAGAAAUUCGUGUACUCAAUGAACUCCGAAUGGUACGAACCGGAAUCCCACUCACUCAUCGUCAGUUCAGGACAAUUGGAGAGACUUGUGUGAUCAAUCGUCUUAUUGAUAUGGGAUCAUACAGUGUUGCAAUAAAAGUUGCUCAAUGGCUUGGCGGGGAGAAUUGUGAGAACGUGGAUCGAGUUCUUCUGGAAUGGGUUAGAAGAUCAAUAAGUAAAGUAUCGAAAAGCAAUAUCAAAAUGGAUCAACCUGCAUUGGAAGCUCUUGAUGAAAAAAUAUCAGCAAAGUUAUUACAAUUCCCUCAUGUUUCUAUUGCGGACGCUGCUCGUCGUGCAAUCGACUCGAAGCUUCCAGAACUUGCCAGACUAUUCAUUAAAAGAGAAACAGAUGAUGAAAACCACGUGGCUGUUCUUCUUCAAUUGAAUGAUGUUUCUGCUGCACUUCAGAAGGCGGCAUCAUCUCAAAGACCUCAACUAAUUCAUCAAGUUGUCCGUCAUCUAAUGACCAGUGAAAGUCGUUCCAGCUACGAACUUGCUAUCAGUAGAAUUCCACUUGCUCAAUGUCUCUAUCAAGAUCUUGUGCGGCAAGAAGGAGAGACGAGAGGAGUGUCUUCCCGUCAAAUGCUUGCUCUUCUGGAACAAGCCAGUGAUUUCGAACGACAAACUUUAUUCCACUUCGAUGUUGCUGAAAUCGAAAGAAAUCCAGAUGAACGUUUGAAUGCACUUCGUCGCGCGAAAGAUGCAGCCAAAAGUAUGGGGGACAAGGCAAUCGAAGAGAUUCUCAACGAUGUCAGUGCAUUUGCACCUUUACAAAUUCAAAGAGGACAAGCAGAUAUGUCUGUUCGUAAUACCAUCAUUGGAAUGGCUGAUGAUACCGCUAAAGUAGCUCAAUUAAAGCAACAGGCACGAUUGAAUGACAAACAAGUUCUUUUGUGGACUAUCGAAGGUCUUGCCAAGAAAGGAAAAAUGGAACAACUGUUUGAUCUGGCGCAGAAAAGAUCACCAAUAGGAUAUGCUCCAUUUGUAAAAGCGUGUGUUAAAUACAAUCGAAUGGACGAAGUCAAGAAGUAUUAUGCAAAAGUUAAUGGAUAUUCGGAUCUGGUUGCUGCAAAUCUUGCCAUGAAGAAUUAUGUGGAAGCAGCCAAGCUAGCAUAUGACCGUCGAGAUCGAGAAGUUUUGCAUGCGAUUCAUAUGAAAUCGCACGACGAUCCAUCUCAGUGUCCACGAGUCAAACAGUUAUUGAAUGCACUCGAUCAGAAUUAA